CCGAAACAUAGCGCUGGUUUUUCUUAGCGGUCGAUUAGUUAUUGAAUCGAAAUGCCAACGGUCCCGACGUAUACAGAUCAGACGGCCUACAGAGUUUAAACACGUUCGACGUUCUUGCGUAUAUUCAUAGUCUCGUCUACAUUUUAUUAUUAUUAUUUUAAAACGUUGUUUGUAUUACAUUCUCGAAAAUGUUUAACUGUACGACCUGUGGAAAAGUGUACGCUCAUAAGUGUGGUUUGAACAGACAUGUCAAAACUCACGAUGGAUCGGUGAUUUCAUGUGGAAUAUGCCUCAAGAUAUUCAACCGCCGAGACAAACUCAGCAUCCACGUACAAAAUUGUCAUAAGAUCGUUAAAAACACUCCCGAAUUUCACAGCGCUGUACGAGUAGGUGGUUCAAUGGGUCGCGCAUCAGUCAUAAACUGGGCACCCCCCGCUACUACCCCGUACGCUCCACCAGAUGUUUCGACUCCGACGGACAUCUCGACUAGCCGCCGCUGUGCGGACACAUCUAUUCCCCCGCCUCAAGCCUCAUCAUCAUCGUCCCCCCACACACCGGUUAUCGUUUCCCCACCACCCGCACAGGCUAUCAUCGGCGGAAUAGCCGCACUUCCACUUUCACUUUCACCACCGUCCGUCGAGGAAGGCGAGUCUCAUACGGAAAAUACUAGUAAAAACAUCAAACGUAAAAAGGCGCGUAUGCAAAAGGUUAAUACGCCGGGCUUUAUCGAGAUCGAGUCAUCGCAUAAACGGGCGAUCGUAUAUUCGUAUGGUAUUUUAGGAAGAACGUUGAUAACGUAG
Aphis gossypii (cotton aphid) is the source of this 800-nucleotide messenger RNA. Its product is annotated as zinc finger protein 148-like. The transcript has 3 exons. The record is from RefSeq and is a predicted model, not a curated record. Lineage: Eukaryota; Metazoa; Arthropoda; Insecta; Hemiptera; Aphididae. The coding region runs from base 189 to 800 and encodes 203 amino acids.